This is a messenger RNA of Thlaspi arvense, 519 nucleotides long. NCBI's taxonomy places the organism in Eukaryota, Viridiplantae, Streptophyta, Magnoliopsida, Brassicales, Brassicaceae. The record is from the annotation of a GenBank genome assembly.
AUGGCGCAUCCUAAGGUUUUCUUCGACAUGACCAUCGGUGGACAGCCGGCGGGACGGAUCCUGAUAGAGUUGUACACCGACAAGACUCCCAAGACGGCUGAGAAUUUCCGAGCUCUGUGCACCGGUGAGAAAGGCGUCGGACGCAGCGGCAAGCCGCUCCACUUCAAGGGGUCUUCGUUUCACCGCGUGAUCCCUAAUUUCAUGUGCCAGGGAGGAGAUUUCACCGCCGGGAACGGAACGGGUGGGGAAUCGAUCUACGGAGCCAAGUUCGAGGACGAGAAUUUCGAGAGGAAGCACACCGGAGCUGGGAUUCUGUCGAUGGCGAACGCGGGACCCAACACCAACGGAUCUCAGUUCUUCAUCUGCACCGUGAAGACCGAGUGGCUCGACGGGAAGCACGUGGUUUUUGGUCAGGUGACCGAAGGCUUGGACGUUGUGAAGGCGAUCGAGAAGAUAGGAUCUUCCUCUGGAAAGCCGGCGAAGCCAGUGGUUAUCGCCGAUUGUGGUCAGAUAUCUUAA